Messenger RNA from Leptidea sinapis, 2316 nucleotides. RefSeq lists its product as uncharacterized. The coding region runs from base 29 to 2308 and encodes 759 amino acids. The record is from RefSeq and is a predicted model, not a curated record. Lineage: Eukaryota; Metazoa; Arthropoda; Insecta; Lepidoptera; Pieridae. The transcript has 13 exons.
GCGACCAUCGGGGGGCGUGGCCGAGCGCAUGUUACACAGAGAACUACUGCUGUUACUGGGUGAGUUCGAGUGGUUAGACUUGGAGGAGCAGAUGACCAGUGUGGAGCAGCACAGGGCGAGUGCGGGAACGUGGGCGGAGUGUGGGGCGCAGUCAUUGGAGCUGCUGCAGCUAGAUGAGCACGUCGCCCUCGAGGUGGAACACCAGGGCAGUGACCGCGUUCUCUACAAGUUACCGAUGAGCAGCGUAUUGCGGGAUGCUGAAGUAUGCGCGCGUUCCGCACUAUUGCCGCAUCUCGUACCGCACUUGAGCCACGUCGUGAUGUCGAGCUCGGGCCGGCUGCCAGCACAUGUUUGGGUGUUGCUGUCUCGAGCACUGGACCCAAGUCGACUUGAUGAGCUUGCAAAGAACGUCGACGAGACUACACUUUACGAACUGAUACUGUACAUGUUGAGCGAGGGUCGGAGCGACGUACGCCGUGGCGUGCGGCACUUGGUCAUGUCUGCGUUGCGUGCCGCACCCGCAUACUGUGACGUGCUGAGUAGCUCCGCUACACGGUACACGGGUGGCGGGCAAGAGCUGUUGUUGGAGAUGCUGGUAGAGGUGGUGCGCGAAGACAACGGUCUGAGCGAGAGACAUCUGCCCGGGCUGGUGGGGGCGCUGCUGCGAGCUGACAGGUCGGCGCCGGUUGUGCUGAGCGGCGCGGUGGCCGCACUCGGCGACAAGUUAACAUUGUACGACGCGGGGCAGCGGCGCCGCAUGGCGGGGGACGCGCUGCGGGCCGCACUCAAGCACACUUCGCCGGAGAAGCACCGCGCCUGCGUCACGCUGGCCGCCGCACUGCUGCGAGGACAGAGUGUCGCAGAUGUAGUGGACGAGGUCCUCACAGUGGAGGGCGAGGCGGCAGCGGCGGGUGCUCGCGCGCUGCUGCAGCAGCUGGGACUGGUGUGCGGCGUGCCAGAGGUUCACGCAUUGCUGCACCUGCGGGACGGAGCACUGUGUGACACGUUACUCACCCCGUUGGACUUGCGUCACGCUACACACGACGACCUCGACGCAUUGUUUCACUUUGUGGAGACAUUUGCCGAUCUGCUCAUGGAAAUUCGACAAAAGGAGACUAUACGUCUGCUAUGCAGGACCAUAGAGGGACUGAGUUGUGCGCAGCUGGCGAGCUUGGAGACGCGGCUAGCGGUGUGUGUGCGUGUCGCAGGGGCGGGCUGGCGUGACGUCACCGCUGAGCUGGCGAACGCGCUCCGCAGAUGGAGUGCUGCUGUACCGUUUGAUGCCAUCACGGAGAGUCUCGAGCGCGGCGAGGUGUCGAGCGAGCAAGUCCUCAUGUUGCGAGCCCUUCGGUCGCUCAGGGCAGCGUGGGACGAAGCUAAACAGAGCGGGGUGGAGUGUGACGAUGUGGUGCGGGCCGAGGUAGCGCACCGGUGGGCGUGGUCAUGUGUGCACGCGCACUCGAGCGGACACGAGCCCGCACCGAGUGUGCAUGAUGCGCUCUACGUGGCGUGCAGCGCACUCCAGGACGACGAGUUUGUCGACUUAGUUACACAGGCGGGUGUGGAGUUCUGUCGCGCACACUUGGAUGCGUGCGCCGCGCGACUGUGUGACGUCAGCGCCGCGCUCGUGCGGCGGCAGCCCGCGCUGUGCUGCCACCUGCUGCCAGACAUUGUCCACGUGGUGGGCGACAUCGACCCGGGUCACUCUGACGUCCGGAUCGUGCGACUCCUCGAUGCGGUGUGGUCGGAGUAUGAGCGGAACAGCUCGCUGGAGCAGCGAACGCGCGUGGUCCGAGCGUCACGGGGUGCGGGGGCUGCGGUGCUGUACAAUUGGCCGCUCACUACGCUGCAGGACGAGAGCGUCGCGCUGUGCGAGCGAGUGCGCCUGCUUCCACUCGUGCCCGCACUGACCGAACACGAGUCAUUGCGCCGAAGCGUGGCGAGGAGCGCAGCGCUGGCAGUUGGCAGCCGGCUGAGUGAGGCGCGUGGGGCCGCGGCCGCCACGUACUGCGCGCUGCUCGAAGCGCUCGUGGACCAACAUGUCCUCGAAGUUGUCACCACACUCGUCGAUGAAGAAUUAGAGCGGGGCUGGUGGGACUCGGCCUUGGAGUCUUCCUGUGUGGUUAUGGCGGAUGGACAGGGUGGGACGGAAGCUCUGCAACGUGUGUUCGCGAUAUGCUGGAGUGGACGCACUACUGCCGUUGUCGAGAGAAUGCUUCUCCCGAUGCUCAGGUGGGUCGUGCCGCGAUACAGUCCUCGCGCUCAGUGCUGUACGCGCGACUGGCUCGCGACGGGAGCGCGGCGCUAGCGAGCGGC